UUCUUAAUGCAAUACACCAACCUCUGCUGCAGCCCGCCCAGGAGGAAAAACUUUCGUCUCUAUUUUGGUUGGGAAAGUUGAUGGAGUUCAGUGCUGUUUUUCCAGAAACACACCUGUACACACUCAUGCAGUGUGACACAUAGAUACAGUUCUACACAAUCAGCCUGCCUCUAAUCAGCCACAGUAAAUCCAGUCCUGUAGAUCUGCUGUUUUAAACUGAUGGUAACUGGGAUCAAGUGCCUUGCUAAGCAUACUUUAUCAAUAAGUGGUUGAAUCAAGACACUCAUACAGUAGCACAUAAAUAUUUCUUAAUGUCAACAUAUCCCAUGAAAAAACUUGAGCCAACAAUUUAGGUAAAAGUCAAUGAUUCAAGCCAUGAGUUUCAGUCAAUGAUUCAGUCAAAUCACUGCAUUUGUUUUUGUUUUUUUUUAGCUGCAUCAGUGAAUAUGUUUACAUGCACCAAAUAGUCUGGUUUUUAUUCCGAAAAAGACAAUGUUACUUCUAAGCUGUUUACAUAUUUAAUUAAAAUUAAUAUUCCACUAAUAUUACCCUUUAAAUGCAGCCAUGCAUACUCCAAUGAUGUUCCCAAACGUGAAUAUGGAAUAUGGAAAAGUAGAAGAGCCGCUUGUCAUUUUGCUUCUUUGCAUCAGAAAAGGAUUUUUUCAGUUUCCUACUGAUGGCGGACUUGUUGGCCCAUGCAAGCUCAGCCUCCCUCUUUCCUUCCUUCAGCCACCUUCUUGAAAAGCAACGGGAUCCUCAUAAACGAAGUUCAGAAGACUCAAAAGUGAUGGUAAUGCAGGAGGGCUCCACCUCCCUGUUCGGCCAGCACCUGAAGCUGCCCACACUUCCCAACAGCUCGCUGACAUCCACCUUCUCUGACCCAAAGAAGAGCAAAAGCUUCCAUGGGUCAAAGGAUGGCUCCAAAGGAAGCAGUACCACCCUUCUCACCACCGCCACAACCACCAGCACCAACAGCAGCAGCUUCUCCAAACUCCACAAACCCUCCAAGGACCACAAAGACAAGCCUCCAAAAGACUUGAAAGAGCCCAAAAGUGCCUUCAGAGACUCUGGCUGGGAACCCAGCAAAGCCCCCAAAGAACCUUCCAGGAAACCCAAAGAGAACCAGCCACUUAGAGAUACAAAUCCUAAGAUGGGCUUCAAGGAACCCAAGUCUUUGUCCAAGGAGCAUCGGACUGAGGGGAUGACCCACGGGUCAGGGCUGAACAAGCGUCUGUCCACCCCUGAUGGUGACGAUCAUGUCACCAAAAAACGUAAAAAGGGAUUUGUGGAUAUAUCAGGGAAGCAGACUUCAGGGUCAGACGCUCAACAUUUGGAUAAGAAACUCUUGAAGGAUAGAUCGCAGAUGCGAACGAGUAAACUGCGACCAGAAGGUGACGAGGCAGAGCGCAGGAAGGUGACGACACUUCCGCCAUUCCAGGAACUGGUCGACCCCAAUGACUCGGAUAUGGAGGACCAGUCCACCAAAUCAGAUUCCGAACAGCCCAGUCCAGCCAGUUCCAGCUCCAGUUCAGGCUUUGCUCCCACACACCACAAGCGACAAGUGGUGGACUUCAUCAUCAGGAAAAGGGUGGCUAUUCCUGCCACCACCCACACAGUGCUGGGCCCGCUGCAGUCAGUCAUGCAGGAUCUGCACUCAGAUGACAACGAUGAAGAUUCAGAGGACGACGAUGACAACGACAUGGACUCUGAUGUGGAGCGACCAGCACACACACAUCUCACACACCACCAACGCAGGGUCAGUUUGAGUGAUGGCAGUGAGAGUGACAGCUCCUCGCCCUCACCCCCAUCCCGCAAUGAAGCCCCGCCCCUUCUAAAGACUACUAAUAACCAGAUACUGGAAGUGAAGAGUCCCACCAAGCAGAGCAAGCAGGACAAGAACAAAAACAUAGAUUGUGACAAGGCUUACCUAGAUGAGCUGGUGGAACUGCACAAAAGACUGAUGACACUAAGAGAGGGUCACAUACUGCAGCAGAUUGUGAACCUCAUCGAAGAGACUGGACACUUCCACAUCACAAACACUACUUUUGACUUCGACCUUUGCUCCUUGGACAGAAGUACAGUAAGAAAACUCCAGAGUUACCUGGAAACCUCCGGACUGUCCUGAGUCUCUGAGCAGCUGGCUGCUGGAUCUCUGUCUCCACGUAGACUUUUGAUUUUUCUUGAAUAAACUCCAACUUUGGAUGCAAUGCAAAAGCCCCACUUUGGCUGGGUCCAGUUGCUGUGCGUCCAGCCUGCUGGUUGGACUGGGCUCUCUGAAUGAAGAGGUGGUCCCGCUGCACAAACCAGAGCCAGGUAUUGUGGGGAUGAGCCCUGUCGAUCAGGAGAUCACCCAGAAAGCCUUGAAAACUUCACUUGAUUUAUAAAAAACAAAAAACAAAAAAACAAAGUGGGGAGUGGCGACCUUGUUGCUCUUAAUGAAUGUGCAUAUUGUUACCAUGUAUGUUCCUUGAUUUGUUGUUCAUUGUGACAAAUGCAUGGUCAGCAUUGCCUUACAACAUUGUAAGUCUUAUUUAUUGAAUUUAAUUUGCAGGCGUGUGUGUGUGUGUGCGUGUGUGCGUGUGUGUGUGUGUGUGUGUAUUUGAAAAUGGCAAAAAGAAAAAAGCGCAGAAUGAGACUUUGUUGAAGCACUUCACAACAGGCAUAUCUUUGAAUCUGUGUGAGCAUUACUGAGGACUCUCGAUUUGUCACUGACUUGAAUUGAAAUCGAAUGUCAUACUGAAUAAUUUCAAUGGGAAGAAAAAACUGCCACAGGAGGUGUGAAGGUGAUAAAUUUAAAUUCCGAUCCAUAAAAGAGCAGUCUCACAGAAACACUCCUAAAUCUUGUGAGAUUCAGCCAGAGGCCUGGAGGGGAGUGGUUUGACAAAUAAGGGAUUUUUAAAAUAAAAUGGGGCUACAACUGGGUCACAACAAAGCCCAUUCCAAUCCAAAAAUUGUGGUUGUGGUGAAACUCUUAUCUAGUUACUCAGAGACACAUUUUAGUGCCCUAAAACAAAUCCCAGAUGCAAGCAAAUCCCCAAAGGAGAAGGCCGUAUCCGCCGGCUGUAUUUGCAUGUUAACAUGUAAGUUCCAUGCUGUUGGAAAAUGACUGCACACUUUCUACAAACCACAAUUAAUUUUAAGAACUUUGUGACAAAAUGAUCUAAUUGGAAUCUAAAUUUGCCUGGUUUGGGGAUAACCAACCCAGUCCCCAACAUAAAUGUUGGCAUUGUAAGUUUUUGCAAACCAGGAUUACCUUUUUACAUUUAAACAACGCUGUAGUUUAUGUGUGAUUAGGUUUAGGCACAAAACCACUUGGUUAGUGUUGGGAAAAGAUCAUGUUUUGUCUUAAAAUACACACUUUGUGGCACUGUUCCAGCAGGAAAGGCAGGAAAUUCUCAGUAAAAAAAACACUACCGCUUUUCAUGGCACUAUCCUGACAGGAAAAGCAGUAGUAUCUGGCAAAAGCCACCAUUUUUUGUGGAACUUCCCAACAGGAAAAGCCACAAUGUCUCAGCAAAAUCAGCCACUGUUUGUGCCGCUAUCCCGAAAAGAAAACCAACAUCUCGUUUAAAUCGACUUUUCGUGGCCCUAUCACAACAGCAAAAGCAGCAAUGUCUCGCUAAAAAAACAGCCACUCUUUGUGGCAUUAUCCUGGCAGGAAACACAGCGAUGUCUUGGUAAAAAACAACCACUUUCCGUGGCACCAUCCCAUCUGGAAAAGCAGUGAUGUCUCAGUAAAAUACAGCUGCUUUUCAUGCUACUAUCCUCAGUGGAAGCACAGUGGCACCUAAAAAACGCCCACGUUUGGUUUCUAAAAAACACAAUGACUCGCUGAAAAACAGGCAAUUUAGUUUGUUGGUCUCAAUCACUGGUCUGCAGCUUGACAUCCAUUUCCCCUGGUUGCCAUACCAUCCACCAUCCUCUCCACCUGCAGAUGACAAUUGGCUUGCGUCAUUGUAGAAAUGUUAAUAUGAUGCGUAUGAAACCUACAAAUGUAAUGUAUUCGUGGUUCGCAGAGACGUACACUAGCAACAUUUUCUUCCGGCAACUGGGCUGGGAUAACACACGUUUUCAAACAUCUCUCCUUGAAGGUGUUCAUGGUGUUGCACUUUCACACCUCAGCGCACCUGGCGCUGCGUGCAGUGGCUGUGAUUGCCAAAUUGGAUUGGUUUCAGAAAGAUUUCGAGGGUGUUUUAGACUGUCAGAAAAUCCAACAGGCAUGAAUUGUUCUGAGGCUUGUAGUGUGCGGGCAUCAUUCCAGCUUUGCGAGACGACAUCUGAUUUUUAAUUUAAAAAAAAACAAAAAAACUUUUCAGCUUUCAAGUCUUUGGUGAUUAGGGUUAUUGCCAUAUGUGUAUAAUUUAAAAAUAUUCUGUGUUGGCGCCCCCCAGUGGUUGUAUGAAAAAAUAACACUCUCAGUAGUAAAAACAAAAAAAAAGUCAUCAUCUCCUGCAUCAUGGAUCGGACCAUCUGCAACAAUUUUACUGGAAAUGUUACUUGUACAAACAAAAACUUGUACAGCGAGCGUCAUGUUAAAAAAAAUUCUACCCAUAGUGGCUUUAAAUCCCCACAUUUUGGUUUUGUCCUUUUACAGAAAGCUAAUGUUAAAACGUGUUUAUUUUAACAUGACUUGCAAACCCACAUGCAUAAAAUGUAUGCAUUAUAUUUACUUUAAAUUAAAGAUUGGUUUUCACGCCACCACAUCAUUUCAUCCAUGUGCAACAUCAUCUGGCAGUUUUUUAUUCCCAUAUUUGAACACUGUAUAAAGUAAGACUUGAGUGGCUGCUGGAGUGAGCUGAGCACAAAUCAAUAAGGUGAAAGUUCUCAUGAUACAAUCGAAAAUACUUUUUUUUUUUUUUAACCAAAUCCAGGAAUAAUGUGCUGCAGCAGGUCCUGCCCACCUGCUCACUGGCUGCAACGUAAAGAAAGAUUUGUUGUGUUGGCUCAUUCUCUGCUACAGGGCCGAUGGAACCUGCCAAAAGCUUCGUUAAUAGAUCCAGUUGGUUUAGGAUACUACUACUGUUUGUCUACACAAUAUGAUUGAAAUGAAAUCAUUAUCUCUCUGCCAUCGCUGGAAAUGGAUUUGUAGAAGAGACCAAGCCCUGUAAGAUGAAAUGGAGAACAAACUCCCUUUCUGAUGUAAGAAGUGAAAAAAAGAAACAGCUCCUGUGUUCUGCUUCUCUGAAAUGUGUGAAAUAUUUGGGGUAAAUUUGACAAAAAAAGACGGCCAAUGGGAAUGUUGGCUGACAGGUACUGUUACGGGUGUAAGAAAAAAAAAAAAGAUCUUUUAUUUAUUUUGUGGGUGUUUGAGUUGUUAAAUCAGAGCUCAGCAUUAAUUUUCCAAGCAGAAUGCCUUUGUUUGAUUUGUAACAGAGGACACUUUAGCCAGUCUGAUAACUAAAGUUCAGGAUGGUAAACAGCCGGGUCCUUUCCAAAUGACCUUCAAGGGUUUUUCUUACCCUGUGUUCUGUCUUAUGGUUUAUUGUGUAUUUUGAGGACAUACAAUAAAUAUUCUGUAUGUACAGAUGAGUUAUUAAGUAACUUGUGAAUGAGCACACAUUUUUAUUCUGCAUUUUGUUUUCUAUGCCUCAGCGCUGGCGAUAGCUGUAGCCGAAGGCACUGUGUUUCAGGUUGUCCAUCCAUCUGUCUCAUUAUCAUGAACGCAAUAUCUCAUGAAGGCCUUGAGGGAAUUUCUUUGAAUUUGGCACAAACGUUGGACUCAACAAUGAAGUGAUUAGAUUUUAGUGAUCAAAGGUCAAGGUCACUGUGACCUCAUCUGUCUCAUUCUUGUGAAUGCAAUAUCUAAAUAACACCAUGAGGGAAUUUCUUCAGAUUUGGCACAAACGUCCACAUGGACUCAAGAAUGAAGUGAUUAGAAUUUAGUGGUCAAAGGUUAAGGUCACUGUCUCCUCACAAAACUUGUUUUUGGCAGUAACUUAACAGUUCAUACACUAAUCAUGGGAAGGUUUCACACAAAUGCCUAAACUGAUGAAAUUUGAAGUGAUGACAUUUUAUAUCCAAAAGGUCAAAGGUCACUGUGACAUUGAUAUUUUGCAGUAACACUUUUCUGGCCGUUAUUCAAAGUCAUAACUCAGGAACAGAAAGGGAGACAUUUGGUCAGAUACUGAACUGACACUAAUCUUGGGUGUCCGCCUUGAAACUGUGCUGAUUGUAUAGAUUCUCUUUGCUGCCAGGGGGGAAGAUGUGUGUAAAGCAUCCACACUGAUUGAACUGACUGUUAAAAUGCACAACUUAAGCGGAUGACACAACUCAAAACAAAGAACUCAAGUUGAAGAAACCCAGUGAUAAUGCCAUGGUGUCACAGCUAUUGUUCCUAAGUCAAAGCUCGCUGCUCCAGCUCUUUUUCUUCUGCUUCUCCAGUUCUGUCAUUUACUACAUUUACAUGCAAAAAAAAGUUCAGAUUUUUGCCCAUAUUCCAAAAAAGACAAUGCUCCUAAGUUCUAAUAACUUUAUAUGGCUAACAAAUGU
Messenger RNA from Epinephelus moara (kelp grouper), 6489 nucleotides. RefSeq names its product MLLT3 super elongation complex subunit (gene mllt3). The coding region runs from base 677 to 2125 and encodes 482 amino acids. The transcript is spliced from 11 exons. Gene Ontology annotation, biological process: regulation of DNA-templated transcription. NCBI's taxonomy places the organism in Eukaryota, Metazoa, Chordata, Actinopteri, Perciformes, Serranidae. The record is from RefSeq and is a predicted model, not a curated record. Gene Ontology annotation, cellular component: super elongation complex.